UCUGCCAAACCCUAAACCCUAGCCGGUAAACCCUCGGAACUCAACAGAGAAAGCGGGAUGGGGAGCGACAGCGAAUCCGAGAGGACGGCCCAGAAGGAGCGGGAGAAGAAGAAGUAUCUGGCUAUCGCCCCCAUAGCCAAACCUUUGGCCGGAAAAAAGCUUUCCAAGCGCACUCUGAAGCUUGUUCGUCGAGCGGCGGAGCACAAAUGCCUGAAGAGAGGAGUUAAGGAAGUGGUCAAGAGUAUUCGCCGCGGUAACAAAGGAAUAUGUGUUAUUGCUGGGAACAUAUCACCCAUAGACGUGAUCACUCAUGUACCCAUCUUAUGUGAAGAAGCCAACAUUCCAUAUGUGUAUGUCCCAUCAAAGGAAGACCUUGCCAAUGCCGGAGCCACCAAGAGGCCAACGUGCUGUGUUUUGGUACUAACGAAGCCCACCAAAGGUGAACUCGGACAGGAGGAGCAAGAGAAGUUGAAGGGCGAAUGCGAUCAGGUCGCAUCCGAACUAUCCGAAUUGGCAAACACAAUGUUUUGAUCAGUCUGUAAUAUUCAUCAGUUUAUGACAUGUAGCUAUAAUACUCAAGAUCAUCCAUUGUUCACGCUGCUUUUGUGUUAUUCAGCAAAUAUUUCCUUGCUAUUUAUAAAUCCAGUGCUCUUUUUCUUGUGCA
Molecule: messenger RNA, 664 nt
Organism: Andrographis paniculata
Lineage: Eukaryota; Viridiplantae; Streptophyta; Magnoliopsida; Lamiales; Acanthaceae
Product: H/ACA ribonucleoprotein complex subunit 2-like protein
Exons: 4
Coding region: 58-531 (157 amino acids)
Biological process (GO): snRNA pseudouridine synthesis; rRNA pseudouridine synthesis
Cellular component (GO): nucleolus; box H/ACA snoRNP complex
Molecular function (GO): box H/ACA snoRNA binding
Source: RefSeq, a predicted model, not a curated record